AUGACCUCCCAAACCACCGAUACUACCAAGGACAAUGCCACGAGACCAGAGUCCCAGUCCGCCUCCUCUCCCUCCCGUACCGCCGAACUCGCCAGUACAAAGAAGAAACUGCACGCAGCUCUUCGAAACUUCCCCGAUUUUCCUAUAAAAGGAAUUGAUUUCGUCGACAUCCUCCCCCUCUUCGCCGACUUCGAAGUCCAUACGCAACUCAUCCGCGCCCUCGAGCUCGAGGUCCUGCAAUUCAGCAAUGGUGUCAAGCCAGACGUCGUAGUCGGCCUCGACGCGCGAGGCUUCCUCUUCGGACCCAGUCUCGCCCUGCGCCUCGGAGCUGGUUUCGCACCUGUUCGAAAGCGUGGAAAGCUACCUGGUCCUACAUCCGAGGCUUCGUUCGAGAAGGAAUACGGGCAGGAUUUCUUCCAGAUCCAGGCGGAUGCUAUCAAGAAGGGGCAGAAGGUGUUGGUGGUUGACGAUAUCAUUGCUACUGGAGGAUCUGCCGCCGCAGCCGGUCAACUCGUCCAGCAACUCGGUGGCGACCUUAUCGGAUUCCUCUUCAUCCUCGAACUCGACUUCCUCAAGGGCCACGACAAGCUCCCCGCACCAGUCGUGACCCUCCUCUCGGACGACACGAAAUAA
Cadophora gregata is the source of this 633-nucleotide messenger RNA. Its product is annotated as adenine phosphoribosyltransferase. Gene Ontology annotation, cellular component: cytoplasm. Lineage: Eukaryota; Fungi; Ascomycota; Leotiomycetes; Helotiales; Ploettnerulaceae. Gene Ontology annotation, biological process: AMP salvage; adenine salvage. Bases 1 to 633 code for a protein of 210 amino acids. Gene Ontology annotation, molecular function: adenine phosphoribosyltransferase activity; adenine binding; AMP binding. The record is from RefSeq and is a predicted model, not a curated record. The transcript is spliced from 4 exons.